AGCGAUGCCUCCCCUACACCGACAGACUUCGGAGGGGAAUGGAAACUUACAGAAGUGAUGCGAAAUCGUCACAUCUCCUCCCUUAACCCCGGAGAAAUCUCUCGGCAGAGCAAUCGCUUCUUCCUUUGCUUUUCCACGCGUUCCUCUGACGUGGAGUUUGGGGAGGCUGACGGUCGCUCGGCAGAAGAAGAGCGGGAGGUCAAGUCGCGGGAUCCCUUGUCUUUGCCACGUGUCGAUCAUCAGCAGGGGGGGAAUAAAGCGGAAUUAAAUGGAAGAUAACUAAAGGCGGCUGCUGGCGGCGUGGGCUGCGGGGAGGUGGCAGAGCUGUCUUCAGCACCUGGCCAUGGGGCUGCGCAGGGCUGCCUAGGAGCCCCCACCUUUCCGCACGCAGCAGUCCUCUUCUAUCCUGAAGGAAGAAAUCCAGGUGAAGAAAAACCAUGCCUUUGUUUAGUAAAUCACACAAAAAUCCUGCUGAGAUUGUGAAAAUUCUGAAAGAAAACAUGGCCAUAUUGGAAAAACAAGAAAAAAAGACAGACAAGGCAUCGGAGGAAGUGUCAAAAUCACUGCAAGCAAUGAAGGAAAUUCUGUGUGGGACCACAGACAAGGAGCCACCUACAGAAAUUGUGGCUCAGUUGGCACAAGAGCUAUACAACAGUGGCCUUCUAGUGACGCUUAUUGCCAACCUGCAGCUGAUAGAUUUUGAGGGCAAAAAGGACGUUUCCCAGAUAUUUAACAACAUCUUGAGAAGACAAAUUGGCACACGCAGCCCUACUGUGGAAUACAUUAGUGCCCAUCCACAUAUCCUAUUCAUGCUUCUAAAAGGAUAUGAAUCCCCAAAUAUUGCCUUACGCUGUGGAAUUAUGCUGAGAGAGUGUAUCCGGCAUGAACCCUUGGCCAAAAUCAUACUUUUUUCGGAACAGUUUAGAGACUUUUUUAAAUACGUGGAAAUGUCAACAUUUGAUAUAGCUUCUGAUGCCUUUGCUACAUUCAAGGACCUGUUAACGCGACACAAAUUGUUGGUAGCAGAAUUUCUGGAACAAAAUUAUGAUGCGAUCUUUGAGGAUUAUGAAAAACUCCUUAAUUCUGAGAAUUAUGUAACAAAGAGACAAUCUUUGAAGCUGCUGGGUGAAUUGAUUCUGGACCGACACAACUUUGCCAUCAUGACAAAAUACAUCAGCAAACCAGAAAACCUGAAGCUGAUGAUGAACUUGCUGCGAGAUAAAAGCCCGAACAUCCAGUUUGAAGCAUUCCAUGUGUUCAAGGUUUUUGUGGCCAGUCCAAACAAAACACAGCCUAUUGUGGAGAUCCUGUUGAAAAACCAACCCAAGCUAAUUGAGUUUCUGAGCAAUUUCCAGAAAGAGAGGACGGAUGACGAACAAUUCACUGAUGAGAAGAACUACCUGAUUAAGCAGAUCCGAGACUUGAAAAAGCCAACGGCAUGAAGAAGUCCUCUCGUUUUCCACUGUAGGCAUUAAUCUCAUUUGUUAAGUUCCUCUGUGUCCCUUAAACACCACAAUAGUGCUUGAGAAGGCACAGCAAGUGCCUGGUUUUUAUUUUGUCUUUGUUCCUAGAUGUCAAGAGUAUAGGGGUUUUACAUGAAAACUAAAAAAAAAACAACCUAGAAUAAUAUAUUAUUUUUAAUCAAAACUAUAAUUAUUUAUGUCAGUUUAGAAUCUCUCUGUAAUAGAAGCUGGUUUGACAGAUUUUCAUUUAUGCUUAAGAAGAAGGAACCUCUUUGCUUAACUUCAUCAACAAACUCAAGCUGUUGGUGAGUGCACAGAGUAGGUCUUCUGAGGACUGUAACAUUGUUCCUUUGCACCUGUAGUUGUGACUUCGUUCUAGUGCUGCACACACACAAGACUGUGAAAGAGUACAUUUGUCUCUGGAGUUAGCUGCACCUAGAGAUUGGGUUUCUUAGUCAAAACAGUGGGAGAUGAAAAAGCAGUAAAGGUCACGUUUUUGCUUUAUUUUUGUGUUCUUUCAUCUUUAAGUUUUCUUUUUCCCCUAGAUCAGAGGUUUUCUAUUAAAUGCUAGGGAAUGGAUGAAGACAUCAGCCAGAUGAGCUGUUUCUACCUGCCUCCCCUUUUCCUGUACAUGAUCGUCGUGGUUUAACCCGACAGGCAGCUAAAACAACCACAUAGCUGUUUGCUCACUCCCCCCCCCACAGUGGGAUGGAGGAGAGAAUAGAAAAGAAAAAGGUUGAGAUAAAGACAGUUUAAUAGGACAGAAAAAGGAAGAGAAUAAUAAUAAUAAUAAUGAUAAAAGAAUAUACAAAACAAGUGAUGCACGGCACAAUUGCUCACCACCUGGAACCAAUUGCUCGGCUACUUCCUGAGCUGUGCGCCUCAUGGCCAGCUCCCCCCAGUUAUAUACUAAGCAUGACAUCAUAUGGUAUGGAAUAUCCCUGUAGCCAGUUUGGGUCAGCUGUCCUCGCUGCGUCCCCUCCCAGCUUCUUGGGCCCCCCUGCCUUCCCGUUGGCAGGGCAGUGUGAGAAGCUGAAAAGUCCUUGACUGCUUGGCAACAACUGAAAUAUCAGUGUGUUAUCAACAUUAUUCUCAUCCUAAAUCCAAACCACAGCAUUAUACCAGCUGCUAGGAAGAAAAUUAACUCUAUCCCAGCCAAAACCAGGACAGUGAUCUACCUUAUGCUAGAGCACCAGCUAUUCGCACCAGCUAUUCCCACCAGCUCCCAAACAGACCGAUGAGGAGCAGCCCCAGGUACACGGUGCCCAUGUACCCCGCAAUGGGAAGAAGGCAAGAGCAACCCCCCUCCAUCAAGAUCUAUGCUAAUAAAGUCAUCCUGCACCUACUAAAAUCGGCAAGGAGCCUGUCCCCAGUUUUAGUGGGAAUAAUUUUGGGUGGUGGCCAGAGCUACGUGGCUGAAUCACGCCAAGCGCUGAGCCCCAGCACCCAGCGAGAGGAUGGAGCUCAGCAACUUCCCAUCUGGAUUUAAAUCCCAGCUGUGUGAGGUGGGGUUGAGCCAAAUUCAGCAAGGGGAUGCUGAAACGGCCUCAGCCUCAACUGCCGAGUGCCCUGGGGUCCCCGAGUCUGCAGGUGCUCUCAAAGCUGAGAGCAUUAAUUGGAUUCUUAAAUCAAGGGUGGGAGGCCAUUUAGCAGCCCCAGGCACCAAAGGCAACAUGUAGUCUGGCAUUUUCUAUCCUUGUUCAUCCUGUGUGAAUUCAGGUUCUGCGUUGAAGUUGUCGAAGGGGAAAUCAUUGCACUGUUUAUGUUUUAAAGUUUAAUAAGCUCUGUGGUCCAAACAGUGUUUCCCAGGUGUGUUUGAAGAAUUUUUGGGGUCUUUUGUUUUCUAGCAGGAAAUGAAAAGGUAAUUCUGAUGCUUUGUUAGGAAGUGGAGUUUGAGAGCAGGGAAUGGAAAAUUCUUGAAUUUUUCUGGACAGCCUAAGUUCUGGGUUUUUCCUAUUUGUUGUAAGACAGUUAUCUAGCUAAAACUCUAGUUAAUGCUUCAGAUAAAAAGGUGACACUGAACUGUAAAACCAGAACAUUUUCCUUCAUAAAACUGUUGUAUAUCGGGGUGACUGAUACUUUAAUUUAUGUGCUUUAGAAAAGGGAUGAAAUGGAACAGAUUGUGGACUCAUGUUUUUUUCAGAUGCCAGAUAUACACAACAAAUGUACAUCUUAGUUGCCUGGAAUUAAAAAAAAAAUAUUUACAAGCUAUUAAAGGCAUGAUUACUGAUCACCCUUUA
Molecule: messenger RNA, 3703 nt
Organism: Grus americana (Whooping crane)
Lineage: Eukaryota; Metazoa; Chordata; Aves; Gruiformes; Gruidae
Gene: CAB39L
Product: calcium binding protein 39 like
Exons: 10
Coding region: 438-1442 (334 amino acids)
Biological process (GO): intracellular signal transduction
Molecular function (GO): protein serine/threonine kinase activator activity
Source: RefSeq, a predicted model, not a curated record